AUGGGUGAGAUACUUGAAGAAGUGGAGGUGUCGGUAACGGAGACAAAAGACGCAAUCGAGAGCUGGAUGAACGGCGUAGAACUGCAAAUAGUUCACCACAAGACAAAGGUGCUGUUGGUCAGGAACUGCAAAGUGGCGCAGCGGAUGCAGAUAGACGUCUCAGGGCACGUGAUUGCUUCGAAGCAUGCACUGAAGCAAUUGGGAGUGAUCAUCGACAAGCGAUUGAGCUUCAAUAACCACGUCGAUUACGCCUGCGAAAACUCGGCGAAGGCAACGAACGCAAUAGCGAGAAUCAUGCCAAUAGUCGGCGGUUCGAGAAGCAGCACGAGACGUCUGCUAUCGAUUGUUUCAUCAUCGAUGCUACGAUAUGGAGUUCUAGCCUGGAAUGUUGCGCUGAAAACCAAGCGGAACCGCGUAAAGUUGAACAUGACGUUCAGGCUGAUGGCUCUACGAGUCGCGAGUGCUUACAAAACAAUAACGUCGGAGGCAGUAUGCGUUGUUACGUUAUCCUCGUUUCCUCCACCAGAGUGA
Messenger RNA from Topomyia yanbarensis, 531 nucleotides. RefSeq lists its product as uncharacterized. Bases 1 to 531 code for a protein of 176 amino acids. NCBI's taxonomy places the organism in Eukaryota, Metazoa, Arthropoda, Insecta, Diptera, Culicidae. The record is from RefSeq and is a predicted model, not a curated record. The transcript has a single exon.